AUGCGCCCCAUUUCUCAAGACUUUCCAUUGAAACUCUUCCUUACUUUCCGAUAUACAUAUUGGAAGUCAGUCGGGGACAUCACACCUUUUCCUUCUUUGCACAUCAGCUGCUAUCCACACUCGUUUCGCCGGACGCUCUCUUUAUUCCCCUUUUCUUUUUUACCACCCAUCAUGUUCACGCCUCCACCAUCGCCCCUUCCACACAAGAUCGUCGCGCCGGCCGUCCCAGAGGAGUCCUCUGAGGUGCAACCCGAAAAGCGCAUCGAGGGCACAUCGCGGGAGGCUAUCAAGCGUAGGACAGGACGACGCUUUCGCCUGGCAGUCAUGGUGGUGCCCCUCAUUGUCAUAGCUCUCACUCUAUCCACAAGCUACUCGACGAGUUUCGCUUUUCAGGAGUCAUCGCACCUAUCAUCGCCGCUGUCAUGGCUUGCAGAGGGGGCAGGUUUGCGGGUACACAAGCGAAGCCCUGAACCGCAGGCCGAUUCGGCCUCCUCAACGUCGUCGACGGGGACCCCUACAGCCAGCAGUUCGACGCCAGCAACCUCGCGGGCAUCGGCGGUAACCCAGACCGCACCGGCCGUUCCCUCCACAUCCCCAACCCUCCCAACGCCAUUCCCCCAGCCUUUCGACGACAAUCUUGCGCAGAACUUCUCUAGUGCCUCGUGUGCGAGUUUCUUCGCGAACAUGACAACUUCUACCCCCUUCCGAUCGUGCCGCCCAUUCUCACUACUAUUCCAGUCUUCGAACGAAUUUAUCAGUGCUCAAACUAACCUCACCCUCAUGAACGCACUUGUUUGGGGAACAUGUAACACCAAUACGGCCUUCGACCAGUGCAAAUUGAAUAUGAAAUGGUUCGCGUCGGAUUUACAGACAGCAUGCGCCGUGGAGUUGAAUUUACAAAAUGCCGUGACUGUAAACACACUGACAGGUCUGAACGCGUUCAGUCUCAUGCACGACGUUGGCUGUGAAAUCGACCCCACAAACAAUGCCUACUGCUACCUGAACGCCGUGCGGAACCAGAACCCCACCGAUUCCUAUUACUACAACCUACCACUAGGCGUCAAGCUACCCCGCACGGCCCAGCCGACCUGCUCCUCGUGCAGCAGGACCAUCAUGGGUAAAUACGCUGCGGCGCUAGAGGACUCAGCGCAACGCUCUGCGCUGACGGGCCUGCUAGCGACGUACGAGGCAUCAGCGGAGGUCAGUGUGCAGCAGUGCGGUGCGGACUUUGCGAAGACGGGCAUCGUGAGCGGCUCUGCAGCGUUGCGAAGCGAGACGGCGCGGACGCUGACGAUUGGCUUCGCCGUCGUUGCAUGGUUACUUUCAUGA
Messenger RNA from Cyclocybe aegerita, 1329 nucleotides. The record is from the annotation of a GenBank genome assembly. NCBI's taxonomy places the organism in Eukaryota, Fungi, Basidiomycota, Agaricomycetes, Agaricales, Hemipholiotaceae.